AUGAGUGAUCAAAAAAAGUGGGACGAACAUCUAAGAAAAGUCCAAAAACCACCUGAGAAAAAAGAAGAAAAUAAAGUUCCGGAAAAACAAAAGGAUGAUAGUGAGAAACCAGAGGAAAAAAUUUGGGAAGGAGAUUGGAUGCAAUUAGAUUGUAAUCAAUAUAAAACGGAUUAUUUGAAUUGUAAAAAGUGGAAGAAAAAUGAUGAUGAAGCUGCUUACAAUAAAUUGAUAGAAAGCGUGAAAAAGCGAAGAAUGGAGCGUUUAAAACCUCACCUAGCGAACGAUGUGUGGACCAAACGUGAUAAACCACCUGCAGAUUGGUCUGAACCCUUACCUGAAUGGAUGGUUAAGAAAAACGAAGGAACAUUUCUUGCAUCCAAACAAAAAAAUAUUGAUGUAAUGGGUUACGAUAAUAACAUGGAUUUGUAUGUACCAUCGUGCACAAUACUUUAA
Molecule: messenger RNA, 453 nt
Organism: Cotesia congregata
Lineage: Eukaryota; Metazoa; Arthropoda; Insecta; Hymenoptera; Braconidae
Source: the annotation of a GenBank genome assembly